Molecule: messenger RNA, 449 nt
Organism: Lotus japonicus
Lineage: Eukaryota; Viridiplantae; Streptophyta; Magnoliopsida; Fabales; Fabaceae
Product: histone H3.2-like
Exons: 1
Coding region: 33-443 (136 amino acids)
Cellular component (GO): nucleosome
Molecular function (GO): DNA binding; structural constituent of chromatin; protein heterodimerization activity
Source: RefSeq, a predicted model, not a curated record
GAAGUUUUUGAGUGACAAGUUUUCUGACCCAAAUGGCUCGUACCAAGCAGACUGCACUGAAAUCCACCGGAGGAAAGACGCCGAGGGUGAGCCUGGCGACCGUCGCCGCCCGCAAAUCUGCCCCGCCCACCGGAAGAGUGAAGAAGCCCCACCGUUACAGGCCUGGCACUGUUGCUCUGAGGGAGAUCCGCAAGUACCAGAAGAGCACUGACCUUCUCAUCCCGAAGCUUCCAUUCCAGAGGCUGGUCAAGGAGAUCGCUCAAAACUUCAAGGCUGAUCUCCGCUUCCAGAGCAGCGCCGUCUGGGCUCUUCAAGAGGCCGCAGAAGCGUUUUUGACUGGUUUGUUCCAAGACACCAACCUCUGUGCCAUUCAUGCUAAGAGGGUCACAAUCAUGCCGAAGGACAUUCAGCUCGCCCGUAGGAUUAGAGGCGAGAGGCCUUAGGGUUUA